AUGGAGGCGCUGUGGGCUGCGCUGGACGAGGUAGCCCUGGAGGGGCUGGACGGCGUCACCCCCGGCGCGCUCUGGGACCGGCUGGCGGGCCGCGUCCCGCCCUUCCCGCUGCCCCUGGAGCCGGGCGCCCGGCAGCUACUAUGGGCCACGCUGGCUGCACAGGCCGAGCUCCGCUUCUAUUUGCUGCCGCAGCCGCGCCCGCAGUUGAGCCUCUUCGACCGUUAUGAGGAAAUCGAUCUUGAGACAGGAAUACUGGAGACCAAGCGGGAUCCCGUUCCAUCAAGCGACAUUUACCCGGUGCAUAUGAUUUUGGAUGAGGGCGUCCAGGGCUCCUGCCAGUAUUUGAAAGAGAGGCUGGACGUUACUGAUAGGAUCAGGACGAAGGACAUGCAGCCCUGUUGCACAUAUGUGGAGGCUUAUGAGAAUUGGGGAGAGAGGCUGGUCAUUGUUGCCUCCCAGGUAUUGCGCCACAGGGCACUAAUAGGUUGGGAAGGGGAUCCAGACUUAAAGCUUCCUGACUUCUCCUACUGCAUUUUGGAGCGAUUAGGACGAGCUCGCUGGCAAGGGGAGCUCCAAAAAGACCUCAGUGUGGCUUUUAAGGUAGAUGCUGGAAAGCUUCACUAUCAUCGAAAAGUCCUGAUCCAAAAUGGGCUGAUCUCUAUGCAGUCCCACGUGAUUAGGUUGCCCUCAGGGAUCCAACAGCAUUCCAUUCUUCUGCUGCUCAGCCGCUUUCAUAUUGACAGGAGGAGCAAAUACGAUAUUCUUAUGGAGAAGCUCUCUGGCAUGCUGAGCAACCGGCCAGGUCAGAUGGAAACACUGGGCAAUAUAAAGGAGGAACUGGGACUCUGUGAAAAAACCUUUAAGCGCCUCUACCAGUACAUGCUGAAUGCCAACUUGGGCAAGAUGGUCUCUGUUCCGCUGCAGGAUGUGUGCUCUGACGGGAGGCCUUUCAAGACAAAGAAGGGAACACAAGUCAUGGUUCGUUGUUUAAAGCUAGUGAAGGAAUAUCAGAAGAAGGUGGCUGACUUUCAUGAUGAUGAUGAUGAAGAAAUGAUUGCCAAAACUGUGCAGCCUGUGGACAUUGUGUAUGAAAAGGACAUGCUGGCACAAGCAUAUGAGCUGAUUGAAAGCUGGGGGACUAAAGGUAUUUCUCAGGCAGAACUUCGAGCUGCAAUGAAUGUGGGAAAGCUGGAAGCCCGCAUGCUGUGUCGCUUGUUGGAGAGAUACAAAGUGAUCAAGGGGUUCAUGGAGGACGAGGGUAGGCAACGCACAACCAAAUACAUUGCAGGGACGUAUGCAGAACAGAGCGAUCUGAGCCAGCAGUAUGAGCGGGAGAAGGCUCGGAGUGAGAAGCUGGCUCAGGCCAGCAUAGCUUUUGCACCUGGUGAGACUUUGCCUGGAGAAGGGCUCUUGCUGGCAGAGGAGGAAGAGGAGGAGGAGGAAGAAGAGGAGGAAGGGCAGGCAGUGCUCCUGGAACUGGAGAAGGAAGAGGAAGAGAAAGACGGUGCAAGGCAGAAGAAGGGCAAUGCACAGAAGAGUUGUGAUGAAAAAAAGAGAGAGAAGAGCUCACAGGCACCGCCAAUGGAGCGAUCCCAUGAGACCUACCGCCUGCUGAAACGUCGGAACCUCAUCAUCGAGGCAGUCCAAAAUCUGCGCUUGAUCGAGAGUUUGUUUGUGCUUCAGAAAAUGAUCAUGGAUCAGGAAAAACAAGAAGGGGUCGCCACCAGGUGCUGCAAGAAAUCCAUUGUUCGCUUAGUCCAGAAGCUCUCCCAGGAAGGCCUUCUGCGCCUCUUCCGCACGACUGUUAUCCAGGAUGGCGUCAGCCGCAAGGUUGAAUUUGUGGUGGAUCCAUCUGUGACUCCCGGUGACCCCCUGGUAAAAAGCGCCAUUGAGCAAGUGCGUUUCCGGAUCUCCAAUUCAAGUUCUGUGAACAGGAUCAAAGUUCAGCAGACGUCUCCAGAUCCAAAAGAACAGGAGCCUGGAGCUGGGACCACCGUGAAGGAAAGGAAAGAUUGCUCUUUUUCUUGCCAAAGUGAGAUAGUUGGUGAGAAGGUGUGCAUCGCCAAAUUCAACUACCAUCCCGUUACAGUGCCGGGCCUUGGACGCUCCCUGGGCUUCCUACCCAAAAUGCCGCGCUUAAAGAUGACCCACAUCUUUGUCUGGUACCUGAUCUAUGGACAUUCUGUCAGCUUGCGGAGGAGGAACCCUGGCUGUCACAUGCUGGGAGAGGACACAGGCUGUGCCUCCUCCUGCUCUCCACUUGACCCGGCAGAUGACAAGGAGUCUCUGCGAAGCCCAGAGGUUCCUGCCCAAGAAGGAGAUCUGGAGCUGGGAGAACAGAAAGUGUAUGUGGAUGAGGCCUCCUGGAAGCGUCACAUCCCUCCUCAGCCAGUCCACCGGGAGUUUGGAUACGGCUGGGCACUUGUUAGUGACCUUCUUCUGUGUCUGCCUUUGUCCAUCUUUGUCCAGAUAGUGCAAGUCAGCUAUAAGGUAGAUAACCUGGAAGAUUAUUUGAUGGACUCUGUGAGGAAACAUACACUCAUCAGAAACCUUCCCAGAUCGGUUCGACAGCAGCUCCUUUACAAGCGGAGGUACAUCUUUUCAGUAAUGGAAAGCCUACAGCGGUUAUGUUAUAUGGGAUUACUGCAGUUUGGCCCCACAGAGAAAUUUCAAGAAAAAGAUCAGGUGUUUGUGUACUUGAAGAAAAGAGCGGUGAUUGUGGAUACCACCAUCUGUGAACCCCAUUACAACCUGGCUCAAAGCAGCCGCCCAUUUGACAAGCGCCAUUAUACCCUGAGCACUCUCCAGGAUGUGGAGAACUUCUGGUUUGACCUGCAGUAUGUCUGCCUCAACACACCCCUCGGGAUUAUUCGCCAGCCCCGUGCAAAAAGGAAUGGAGCUCCAGCUGGGGAGGCUGACACUCUCUCAGAGGUAGCGCUGGAGCAAGAAUCAGCAGCCCACAAACACAACCUGGAGCGCAAGUGUGCCAUGCUGGUGUACACAACAGGACGCCGAGAGGUGGAGGAUGAGGGCUCUGUCCCGGGGGACGGGCUUGGGGCAGGCGGUUUAGACUCCAGCUUUUACAGCCACUUGAAACGCAACUGGAUCUGGACAAGCUACAUCAUUAAUAAGACUAGGAAGGAAAAUGCAGUUUCUGAAGCCGGGCACCUGGUCAGGCUGCAGACCUUCCUGCCCAAGCGCUCCCUGCCAUUUGGCCCAGGAGGUGCCCAAAGUGCUCUCUGGAAAGAGAGUCUGUUAACUUCAGAACCUGCUCUACAGAAAGAAGACCUGGCAAUUGAGAAAGAGGCAAACCUGAACAGAAGCCAGAGAGUGAGGGGGGGGAAGAGCCAGAAGAGGAAGCGGCUGAAGAAGGACACAGUGAAGAGGACAAAGAAGAGGAAGAGAAAGAGAGACGAAAAUCCUGAGGCGAAGAACCAAAAGCCACGCUACCACGAUGAGGUGGACCGAAGGGCCCUGCAGAGAAUGACCCGCCUGCGUGUGACAUGGACCGUGCAGGAGGACAGCCUGCUAAUGCUCUGCCGCAUUGCAAGCAACAUUCUGAAUGCCAAGGUGAAGGGGCCGUUUGUCCCCUGGCAAGUGGUCCGAGACAUCAUGCAUGGCAGCUUUGAGGAAUCGCUAGACAAGACUUCUCAUUCUGUUGGACGGCGGGCCCGCUACAUUGUCAAAAACCCCCAGACCUACCUCAACUAUAAAGUUUGCCUUGCUGAAGUCUACCAAGACAGAGCCCUGAUUGAGGACUUCAUGAACAGGAAGAGCGACUACCAGGAUCCCAAGGUUUGUUCUGAAGAGUUCAAGGACUUUGUAGAGAGACUGAAGGAGAAGUUCAGCUCCACGCUGGGGAUUCCCAGGCCAGCCGUUCCAGACACCUUGCAGGAGCUUUUCCUCAGGUUCCGGGUUCUGGCUAUUGGAAAUGAAACCAGCUGUGGCAGAAAAGAAGAUGAACUCUGCAGCGUGGCUGACAUACACUUUCUGGUGCUGCAGAACCUGAUCCAAAGCACCCUGGCCCUCUCCAACAACCAGAUGAAGUCCUUCCAGUCCUUCCAGACCUUCCGCCUAUACCGUGACUAUCAGGAUGACAUCCUAGUGAAAGCUUUCUUGGAUUGUCAGAAGAGGAGCUUGGUGAACCGCCGCCGGGGUAAUCACUGCCUGGGCCCCAAGAAAAGUCGGGCACUGCCCUUCGUACCCAUGUCUUACCAGCUCUCUCAGAGCUAUUACAGAGUGUUCACCUGGCGGUUUCCCAGCACCCUUUGCAGCGAAUCUUACCAGUUUCUCUUAAAACUCAAAGAAGCUGGAAAACAGGAUGCCAUUUCCAGCUUUUCCUUUAAGGAUCAAGACAAUCUCCUUGGGGCCGAGAUGGUAACGUUUCCUUUAGAUGGGCCUGGAGGCUACUGCUCUGCUCUGUUGGCCCUCUUCUCUCUCGGCCUGGUUUCUGUAGAUGUUGCAAUCCCGGAGCAGAUUGUUGUGGUUGACAGCACCAUGGUGGAGAAUGAAGUCAUCAAGAGCCUAGGGAAAGAUGGGCUGGAGGAGGAGGAGGAGGAGGAAGACGACGACGAUGAUGAUGUGGAGGAAAACCCAGUGAACAAGCGGCAGAUUGAGGUGAAGGCCCGACAGGCUUCACGUACUAACUACCUGCUCAUGAGAGGCUACUGUGCCCCAGGGAUCAUCAACACCCGGAAUUUGAGUCCCACAGACAACAUUGUUGUUGAUUCCUGUCAAGUGAAAGUGAGGCUGAGAGCAACACCUGCCCAAAAUGGCCUCUUGGCUGAAGUCCCAUCUGACUUGGAGAGCAUGCCGGUUGGAGCCUCUUGCCUCCCCAGUUCCUUCACCAAAUGUCUCAGGGUCCCAGAAGAGGGUGAUCCAAAACUUCAGUUGCUGGACCAUUACAGUCACAGCUCUGGAGAUGCUGCUGCAGCCCUUGAAAUCUUCUCUGCCAUAGAGGCCACUUCACACUUUGGGGUAGACCAGGUGAAUAUCGCCAGGCAGUUCCAGCAUUAUGAAGAAGCUGUUAUUGGGCGCACUCGAGUCUUGCGGCAAUAUCUUCAGGAUCUUCUUGAUUUGGAGCAGGUGUUGGAAGUAGGUGGAAAAACUACCCGGCUGGUGGCAAAGAGAUUUGCAAGUCCGUGGCUGUUGCAUUCUGUGGGUCUCAAGGACAUCAGUGAGAACCUUUCAGGCAAAGAGCCGCAUGCAAAGAGGGACCGUGCUGAGCAGGAACACGAGGAAGGAGACGCUGCCUCCUCUGCUGCAGCGGCAAGAGGAGAGCCAGCCAGGAAAAGGUCAAGAGGAGAGGGGGGGGAGGAGGAGGGGGUUCCAGAGACAAGGGCUCUUUCCUCAAGCUCCCCAUGCUGGGAGGAAGCCAGGACCCCUGCGGCGCAAGGAGAAGCUGCCACGCAGAAGUGCAGUAUGGGCAUCCCCUCCUGUAGGAAAAAAGCCCCGGCCCUCUCUGGCAGAGAAGUCUUGGAUGGGGGAAAGCCCAGCCAAGAGCCCCAUGAGGAUUCCUUGUCAUUCCAAGAGGAUAAUGAAACUCCCAGCGGAUGUGCGGCAGGGCAAUCUCUUCAGGCUGAAAUGAGACGCAGGGAUAGCAUCUGCUUUGUGGGGCGACCUUGGCGCAUUGUGGAUGGCAGUCUGAACAAGCCAGUCUGCAAAGGGAUCAUGGAAGGGGUGCUUGGCCACAUUAUGACAAAACCUGGCAUCACAGAAGCGGCCCUGCAGCACCACUACCUGGGCGUCUUGCAGCCAGUGGCUCUCCUGGAGAUCCUACAGGCUCUGGAGUCUCUGGGCUGCAUCAGGAAAUUCCACUUUGAAAGGCUGGCCGCUGCCGCGCUUUUCUCCAAGCCUGCCUGGGAAGAAGCAAUCGCCGGCGGCAAGCUGAGCGACGCUGCAGACGCUUUCUACGAGCCGGCCAUCGACUGCACCCUGAAAAUGGGCAGGGUCUUCCCCUACGAACUGAACUGGAACAAGUGGGGUCCGGGGGCGCCCCUGUGAGCUCCGGGGGCAAAUAAAGCAACUUUA
Messenger RNA from Protobothrops mucrosquamatus (brown spotted pit viper), 6030 nucleotides. RefSeq names its product general transcription factor IIIC subunit 1 (gene GTF3C1). Gene Ontology annotation, cellular component: transcription factor TFIIIC complex. The transcript has 36 exons. The coding region runs from base 1 to 6003 and encodes 2000 amino acids. NCBI's taxonomy places the organism in Eukaryota, Metazoa, Chordata, Lepidosauria, Squamata, Viperidae. Gene Ontology annotation, biological process: transcription initiation at RNA polymerase III promoter; 5S class rRNA transcription by RNA polymerase III. Gene Ontology annotation, molecular function: DNA binding. The record is from RefSeq and is a predicted model, not a curated record.